AACUGCCGUCCGCCGAACGCCUUCUACUUUUCGCCACUUCUCCUCACUCUACUCUCUGUUUCUCUUAUUACUCAUUACUCUGCGCGAACUUCUGGAUCAUACAUCCCCUCAGGGCCUCCAAAUCGCUAAAGACACCCCAUUUUACAGUUUCCACAAGUUAUCUUGAUUGCUACUCACAGUGACUUAAUCUUCCUGUACUUAUAAAGAUACUAAGGGCGAGGCAAAGGCCUAGGAAGAUAGAAAGAGAGUGGAUGGUGGGCCAAGAUGAACUCCCAGCAACGACCUCGGUCGUUGGAGUUGAUAACACUUUUCGUAAAAAAUUUGAUCGAGAAGAAUACUUGCAGCGUGCCCGUGAACGAGAAGAAAAGGAGGCUGAUGGACAAAGGGCAAAGUCACGAGGUCCUCCUGUGCAGAGGAAACCCUUGAAGCAAAGGGAUUACGAAGUGGAUCUUGAGUCCCGAUUGGGAAAGACCCAGGUUGUGACUCCAAUUGCACCCCUAAGCCAACAGGCCGGAUACUAUUGCUCAGUUUGUGAAUGUGUUGUAAAAGAUUCAGCAAAUUACUUAGACCAUAUCAAUGGGAAAAAGCAUCAACGAGCUUUGGGUAUGUCUAUGCGAGUGGAGCGGGCAUCUUUGCAGCAGGUCCAAGAGCGAUUUGAAAUGCUGAAGAAACGGAAAGAUAGUUCAAGCAUUACUGUUCAAGAUUUUGAUGAGAAGGUGUUGAAACAACAGCAAGAAGAGGAGGAGCGGAAACGGCAACGUCGAGAAAAGAAGAAAGAGAAAAAGAAAGAGAAAACGACAGAAGAGGAACCCGAAGAGGACCCUGAUGUUGCCGCAAUGAUGGGAUUUGGAGGUUUUCGGACAUCUAAGAAGUAAUUUCGCGCUUGCAGACUUGCAGCUAACCUUAAAACUGCUGUAUUAAUGUGUGAGGGUCGUAUGUUAUACCCAGUUGUCACAUUUCACACUAUCAUUGCAGAAAAAUGUUCAUUGUGUUUCCAGGCAAUCCAGGGUAUGUAUUAUUUCACUGUUCAUUUUUCACCAAGUGGAGUAAUUUCAUUGUGAGAGUCACAUGAAUUUGUGAGCUGUUAUAGACUAUUAGCAUAACUCAUGAGUGAUUAUCUAGCGUAGACGCUUGUAAAGAAUUUAUAAUUUUCAAUGUUUAAUAUCCAAAAUGAUAUUAUUAAAUACUCUUAUACUCCUCAAUCCCAAACUAAACUUUCUGGUUUCCUUUCAAGGAAAAAUAUCAGUUCUUAUC
This is a messenger RNA of Cuscuta europaea, 1254 nucleotides long. The record is from the annotation of a GenBank genome assembly. Lineage: Eukaryota; Viridiplantae; Streptophyta; Magnoliopsida; Solanales; Convolvulaceae.